GAAAGAUUACCAAGAAAAAAAUUUACAGGAAAAAUCCAAGAAAGAACAUUGUGUGGGUCUUACGUUGAUUCUAUUUUUCGUCCUAUCAUUGAAGAUACUGAUUCAGGAAAGCAAUUUUCAUGGUGCGAUAUUCAAAUAAACAAUUCAAUUCAAAGGCCAGAUUUUGUAGGAAGAAUACUAAAUAACGUUGUAUGGAACGGCCCAAUUACCGUAGGUGAAGUAAAGGGUGAAGAUACAAAAGAUGAUAUAUAUGCGACUCUUUUAGACUUGAUUAGAAUUGGCCGAUUCUCUAAACAAUCCAUUGACAGUAAUUUCUAUGAAGGUGUGAUUGGUAUUCACGCUGUUGGCUUGAUAGUGACAGUCUAUUUUACUUGUUUGCUUGAUUCUGGACUUUAUGUAAUGAUUGAAAUUUGCACCAUAAGUAUGCCUAGAGACGCUACUCAACUCAGACUAUAUGUUGCCGUUUGUGAAGACCUUUUAUCUGUUCACCAUUUAUAUAAGAAUCAUUGUCAAUUGGCAAAUGAUAUUGAUAGUUUAAAGUCAAACAUGCGUGCAGGUAUGAGUGAGGAGAUCUUUAGAGAGCUUACUAGCAGCACGAAAAACAGAAAGCGACCUUGUCCAUUCACCGUCAAUCAAUAA
This is a messenger RNA of Mucor mucedo, 639 nucleotides long. RefSeq lists its product as uncharacterized. The record is from RefSeq and is a predicted model, not a curated record. The annotation marks the transcript as partial. The transcript has 3 exons. NCBI's taxonomy places the organism in Eukaryota, Fungi, Mucoromycota, Mucoromycetes, Mucorales, Mucoraceae.